AUGGGACUGAAAAGAAAUGGAAAGAGCUGCAGACUGAGAUGGGUGAAUUACCUGAGACCAGACCUAAAGAAGGGUCAGAUAACACCACAGGAAGAAAGCAUAAUUCAGGAGCUGCAUGCUAGGUGGGGAAACAGGUGGUCAACAAUUGCAAGGAGCUUGCCAGGAAGAACUGACAAUGAGAUCAAGAACUAUUGGAGGACCCAUUUCAAGAAAAAGGCUAAAAGCCCUUCUGAUGCUGCUGAGAAGGCUAGAAUCCGUUCCUCAAGGAGGCAGCAAUUUCAACAGCAACAACUGCAGUUGAAGCAUCAGCAGCAGGUUCAGCAGCAGCAGCAAUUCCAAUUCAACUUGGACAUAAAAGGGAUCAUAAACUUGCUUGAAGAAAAUGAUCACAGAGUCCCUUCUACAUCUCAAGAGACACAAGAAAUGGUUAACAUGUGUCCAAACACUUCAGAGCAGCAGGGUUACUUCUACUCUAUGUUCAAUGUCAGUGACAAUGUCUCUGCACCAGAGUCCUCAAACGAAGAAAUUCUCUGGGAUGGACUGUGGAACUUGGACGAUGUUCUUUGCAAUUUCAAUGCAGCAAGUGCUACAAGCAAAACUAGUUUACACAAUUUAGUCACUCCUUUCAGUUAAAGUUAUUUUUCUUUUAUCUAUUUAGCCUUGAAAACUGCUAGAAAGAUUUGUACUACAAAUAUGAGUCGCGGCUUGAUAAGGCUCCUAAACAAGGAGCUCAGAGUUAGGAUUAAUUGUUUCUUGAAUGUGUGCAAGUCAGUGUAGUGACUAGUGAGUGAUUUUCUGAA
This is a messenger RNA of Vigna umbellata (rice bean), 800 nucleotides long. NCBI's taxonomy places the organism in Eukaryota, Viridiplantae, Streptophyta, Magnoliopsida, Fabales, Fabaceae. The record is from RefSeq and is a predicted model, not a curated record.